GCGGUACAUGCCCGCCUCCAGCCGCCUUGCAGGCAGGAUGCAGACGCUGGGAAGAGCGAUGAGGAUGGAGGCCCGGGAGGCAGCGCCGCCGGCGGGGGCGGGCGGCUGGAGCAAGUGGGUGAGGCUCAACGUGGGGGGCACGGUGUUCCUGACCACCCGGCAAACGCUGUGCCGCGAGCAGAAGUCCUUCCUCAGCCGCCUGUGCCAGGGGGAAGAGCUGCAGUCUGACCGGGAUGAGACCGGGGCCUACCUCAUUGACCGUGACCCCACCUACUUCGGGCCCAUCCUCAACUUCCUCCGGCAUGGCAAGCUGGUGCUGGACAAGGACAUGGCUGAGGAGGGGGUCCUGGAGGAAGCGGAGUUCUACAACAUCGGCCCGCUGAUCCGGAUCAUCAAAGACCGGAUGGAGGAGAAGGAUUAUACCGUCACACAGGUCCCACCCAAGCACGUGUACCGCGUGCUGCAGUGCCAGGAGGAGGAGCUCACGCAGAUGGUCUCCACCAUGUCCGACGGCUGGCGCUUCGAGCAGCUGGUGAGCAUCGGCUCCUCCUACAACUAUGGCAGCGAGGACCAGGCAGAGUUCCUGUGCGUGGUGUCCAAGGAGCUCUACAGCUCCCCACACGGACUGAGCUCCGAGUCCAGCCGCAAAACCAAGCUGUUACAAGCCAGAGGCACCCGGAUGUGAGGCCCCAGAUCGCCUCCAGGGACUUGGGGUUCCGUUCUGAAAUCCUUUAUUUUUGUACCGCGGGGUGGGCCCCCAGCCUGAGGCGGAGGAAGAGCUCUCCCCGCUGUCACCUCUGUCUACACCUGCGGGGCUGUGAUUUACCCCUGCCUCCGGGGGCCGGGUGGGGGCCCACUGGGACCUCGCAAGGCCUGAUGCGGGCCCUGGGACCCCUGGGCAGAGCCGCCUGCCGGUGGUCAAAGUGUGGCACUGUCCAGCUGUGUCUUCCAGGCCCCUACGUCCCCUCCCUCAGGUCCCCCAGCUGCAUGGCAGAUGCGCUCCCCCCACAGCCCAGUCACAUCACCUCCUUUAGUCUCCCUGUCUGUCACAUGGGUUCACUUCCUGCCCUACCUACCUCAGGUUUGCUGUGAUUUUACCGAGAGGAGCAAAGGUCCCCGAAAGCCCUCAGGGAGGGCACAAGGCGCAGACUCGGACCUGCCUGACCCAGGAUGGAGAUUGAGGGACUGGUGGGCGAUGAAGGGCGUGGCGUUAGCGCUGUUGAAGGAGGGGAUGGGUGACUCGGCCUUCACCUUGCCUGCUCCCCGUGCCCCUGCUGUCUGUACUGCUGGUCGCACAGUGCCCUGGCCAGGAGGAAGGGAGGCAUUGGUUCAGCAGGGGCAGCGGGGCCACUCAGGAGCUGGUGACAAGGGAAAGGGGGACACUCCUCCCUCUGCCCAAGGGAGAGUCUGGGGUGGCAGGGGCUGAGCAAGGGGCCCCUCCUGCGUUUAUGGCCUCCCCAGCUGGAUACUUGCUUCCCAGCGGUGUCCAACACCACCGUGUAAUAAAACCUGAAGAAGCAGCCA
Molecule: messenger RNA, 1524 nt
Organism: Delphinapterus leucas (beluga whale)
Lineage: Eukaryota; Metazoa; Chordata; Mammalia; Artiodactyla; Monodontidae
Source: RefSeq, a predicted model, not a curated record